Molecule: messenger RNA, 10295 nt
Organism: Patella vulgata (common limpet)
Lineage: Eukaryota; Metazoa; Mollusca; Gastropoda; Patellidae
Exons: 2
Coding region: 206-4744 (1512 amino acids)
Source: RefSeq, a predicted model, not a curated record
UUAUGCAUAGCCUAGUUGUUGGUGAGUUCCGAGGGGUUGUCGUACUUUUAAUAAUGGCGAAUGUUCGACCUUAACCUUGAAUAUUCCUCGAGGGUGUUUGUACUGAUGGGUCGACGUCUCACGGAUUUUAGGUUUAGCAGUGUAUCUUUAAAUCGGGACGCUAUUAAUAUUAUUGAGUAUAUGCUAUAGCCUAUAUCCGGAAUUGAUGAACGUCCAAGUCAUGGGACAACACCAGUCUUUGGCUGGCGUUGAUGGAAGUGUAGGCGUCAUUCCGACACCCCCCAACAACAGCAUACCACAACAAUGUAAAGAUUUAGUUACCCCUGAACAGAACAGUGAUAACGCAACAGAUAAAGGUUCCACUCUAUCCUUCAGAACUGCCAUUGAUAACUUCAUAGAAUCAUGUUUAAGUAACCCAACUGGCAAUAAUGAAAAUUCACAAGAUGGUGUUGAUACCCCAAAGGAACUGCCCAAAGAUGAAGCGAAAGUAGAUCGCCAGACUAGUGCUGUCCCCGGUGAACAUAAAGCUAAUGAUACUAGUUCCGAAAAAGAUGUUGAGAUUUCAGAUAAAAAUCCUGAAGAGUCAUUGGAUAGAGCGAAAACUUUCAGCUCUUUCCUUCAAAUGCGAAUUAGAGACAUGAUUGUAAACUGUGAAAACGAUGAGGAACUGUGUUCUAAUGUCUCCACCAUGUCUUCAAAUACAGCUUCCUCUUCCUCCUCCUCCUCGAUAGCCUCCAUCCCCUCCCCAGUAUCAAGCGUAACACACCAGUCUGUGGUUACGAGCCCUAAUGUGCCUAAAACUACUGUAAGUUCUCAAUUGACUUCUACACAGUGUUCUUCGUCGGUUACAACCAGCCGUCAAAACUCGUAUACCGGUAAGUUGGAUAUUGACAGGUCAAUGACAAGUGUUCCUCUUCAAACUUUAAUAGACAAAGUCUUAGACAAUUCAUUAGGAGGUGACAUACUUUCUCCUGAGAAUAGGAGAACUGACAAUAGUGUUUCCCAAGUUGAAAGUUCUGAUCAUAAACCUAAAAGCAGCGCUUCUUAUGAAAUAGCUGCUGAGCCUGCCAAGUUCGUAAGUGAAAAGGUUGCCCGUUGUGUUGAGCGGAAUACAAAUAAUAGUGAGAAUUCUUUAAGUUCUAAAACUGAAAGACCAGGAAUUCUUCUAAUGGAUCACAUCGAAAAGGUUUUGGAGGAAAAUUUUGCGCAAAUGACUAAAAUCGAGGAGGAAGAAGCAUUAAGGAAUGAACCCCCACCAUUAAAGGCCAUGUCGGCCGUACAUGUAUCUUACAAACCAGAUACAAGUAAUAGAAGUUUAACCCCGGUGAAAGCAGAUAAACCUCACGAGGCUAGUUAUAAUGCGUCAUCUACUAACGCUGUGAAGCAGGCCCAUAACCCAAAUUUGAGUAAAAUUGUGACAAACCCCGAUGGAACUAUUAGUGUACAAGAUAUUGUUGAUCGUGUUAUUAGCCAGACUGAGGUUAUAAGCAAUCUUUUAGCACCCGGGUAUGCUCCAGCCUCUGCGAAACCUGUGCAAAAACAAGAAACCCCUAGUCGUUCCUCCUCUCAUAGAUCUUAUGAACGAAAUGUGCAAACAAACAGUGCCUCCAAAUCGGACGCUUAUACUGAACUUAUAAGACAGCAGGAAUUUUUACGGGCUGCUGCUGCUGCUGCUGAAUCCCAUAAGACUGCCAAAGCUUUCCAUCCAUAUCAUUCUAGAGAGGACUAUAACAACCAUAAUAUGACUGUAUCAAGGGCUAACAGCGAGUACACAGAGAAACAUUCUAGAUACAAUCAGAUAUUGGCGAAUGAGAAAAAUAUUUACCACAAAAGUAACUUAUAUCCUUCAUCUGAAAUUCAGGAAAUGCAUCAUAUCGAUCACAUGCUCAUUAAUGAAUCACAGAGACAAAAACUGAUUCAGGAAAAUAUGCUUCUUCUUUCAUCUCGUUAUCCAUAUCCAUUACAUAUGGCAUCUAGUGUAGAACCGCGAAUGGUGCCACCGCUAAUGCGAUAUUGUCCCCCUGCUACUAUUCAUCCGCAAAGAAUGCCCCCACCGUUAUUAAGGGUUGAAGGCCCUAUGGAUCCCGGUGUUUCUGCUAUCCCUCAUCCUCAUGCCUAUAAUAAAAACUGCUCAUGUGUUACCUGUUGUUCGCAUCGAAACCAAUUUGAAGAAAUGAAAAGACCCCCCAAGCAAAUGAACCCUGCUCUUUUAGUACCUCCAAAUGCUGUGAACUCUCCAAGAACUUCACCCCACUACAACCCCCGUUUAUCACCAGCCUCUAAAGACAUAAUGCAUGCCACAUCCCAUUCACCACUUCGGUAUCAUCCCUCUGCUUUCACCAGAACUAAGGAUACGCAUUUGCCAGAAAGGAAUUUACCACAAAAGAUUCACCACACAUGUGCUGAGGUGGUACAGCAUAAGAAAAGUAGAAUAGAAAAUGGAAUUGAUAUGUUUUACAACGAUAAAAGACGUCAUCCCGAUAGUGAUGGUCCUCAUAUUCAAGAGGCUCCCUACUCCAAAAAUAAACACCAGCCACACCAAUAUUCGACAAAAUUACCAGAAGCCCAUAGAGCCCAUGAAGUACGAGCAGCACACAUGCUAGACCUCACCAUAGAUACAAUGGAGCCAAACGUAGCUGCUGAUCAGCCGUUGGAUCUAACAAAGAAGAAACCAAAAACUGCCGAAGUGCCUACUGAAAAUUAUUAUAAAUGGCCGGUAUCAAGAGAAGAGUAUGAGGAGAGGAACAACACACGCUGUCAUAUAUCUUCAAAUCCUUACGAACAAAGAUUUAUGAACCAGGAGCGAGUGAACUACACAACUGCCCCUGAACACUUUCGGGUGUCUGCUGAGAAAGACAAUAAGGACUAUAACAAAUAUGUGGAGAGAUCACCUGGUGCCCCUUAUGCUACCAAACCUGAACUAUCUCGACUAAAAGAAACACCAGCUACGAUGACUCCGGGGAUGAUGCCAGACCAUUUGGGUUCACCAGGCGGUAGAAGACCUCAACUUCAUCCACUUCCGUCUCCUAAUUUAUCCACAUGUUAUACCCAACCAAAUGUUUCACCUCAAUUUGCUCACAGUAUAUCUCCAACCAGUGCUUCUCCAGAUGGAGAGCGAGGUCCAAACAAUGAGUCUAUAAACAUUUCUCGCCCCUCUAGUCAGUGUAGUAGUUCCCCUAUAGAUCACGAUAAAGAGAGACGCAGUUCUAUAUCACGACAUGAACCUAUUCAAAACAUUAUAGGGAGUCAUCCUCCAAAUGAUAUAUUGUAUCUAAUCUGUCGGUUGUGUCGUCAGACGUACGGAAGUCCUUAUGGAUUUAGAAAGCAUUUCAGAAAUCAACACGGGUUUGAGCCAAGAGCCGAACAUACCAUUGUUCAAACUAUAUCUGCCACUAAAUCAGCCAUGCUGCAUACACCAGGAAUGGCAGAUAGUCCAAACACCUUAUCUCAAAACCAUAACUUAUUGCAUGGGACACAUCAACCUUUCCCAGAUGGUCAUGUGAUGGAUAUUGUUGACAUGCCCAAAGUUCGGGAAAGAGCUGCUAGUGACUCCCGAUUAUUAAAAUCUGCUAUGUAUGCGGAGACUAAAUCCAGUCGUCCAAAUGGAAGUCGAUCAGUGGAGAACAGGCGGCCUUCAGUGAAGGAGGAAUCAGACGAUACAAAAUUCUUACAGUGCGAACAAUGUAAACAAACAUUUCAGCUCAAUGACUUUGGCUCAUAUAAGAGACACUGUAGACAACACAAUCAAGCUAGGCAUCAAGGAGCGUUCCAAUGUCAGGUUUGUCCUAGUGCAUUCCAAGAACCUCAACACUUACAAGAGCACAUGCUUAAGCAUGACGUGGAAACAGCUGUGUGUAAGUACUGCAAAAUCCCUUAUGCUACAAAAGAGUAUUUGGAGGAUCAUUUGCGAAAAGUCCAUGGGGAUGAAAUACAUCACACAACCAACUCCUGUACACAUUGCCAUCUCCAGUUUACAGAUUAUAGUGAAUACCUUAUACAUCUUCAAAAAGUACACGGCGGGUUACUGGACACAGAAAAAGCUGGCGAUAGCCGCAAAUACACAGGAGACUGUGGUAGCAAUGGCGCCCAACUACCAGUAAAGCCGUCAGUGCGGGUAGAAAUUCAUCCCGCGGAUCAAAUGACCACAGUAACUUGCCCAGACAGUAGUUCAGAUAAUUCAAAUCUUGAUAAAAACCGCUCUCAAGUGUCGGAUUCUACAACCGGUGUCCUUCCGAAAAAUUGCCCCGAUUUCGGGAUUCCAAAAUCUUCUCCGGCUUCGAAUGAACGUUGUUCAUCAGCGGAAACGCGAUCACAUUCCAAUGAAAAUUCGCAGGAUACUGUGUCCUCUUACGGAAAUAGCGAUAUCGGAGAGGAGAACUUCUAUAAACACAAAAAGUUCUUCGGACAUCGGAAACGAAAGGAAUCGUCUGAUGUUUCCACAAUUUCCCCCAAAUGUGCUAAGACUGAUGCUGAUAACGUUGGUAGUCCGAAAUGUGAGGAAGUUACGAGUAAUGUGAACAGUACAGUGACCUGUACCAGCUCUUGUCAAAUAUCUGAAGGAGAAAAAGCCUGUGAUAGCUCUUCCUUUCCGAAUAAUUCAGUUUACGAAAGCGAGACGUGUUCUGUUGACUCUGAAAAAUUACAGAAUAAACAGGAAGCAAGGCAUCAAAUGCCGUUUGUAUGGGACAGAGUCACGCGAAGUCAGGCAGGGAAAAAUAUAAAGCCUCCUGAUUAUAUGGCCUAGACAUAAAAUGUUUGGAUUAGAUAAUACGAACCAUAUGAUGGUGCUGUAUAAUUAAAGACUUGUAAAACUGUGUACAGAUACCAGAUAUUUAUAUCAAUGUGCCAUGCUUAGAAAAAGUAAUUAUACAGUUAAUGUAUAUAUAAAUUCACAUAUAGAUUAUGUAUUAGAAUAUUAGUUAGAAGUAAUUUAUUAUAAUAUAUUCGAUUGUUUUAUUCGGUGGAUUUAUUAUAUUAUUAGUUGGAUGAUAAAUAGAACUGAGGGAUUAGAAUUGUUCAUUUAUGUUGAAUCUUUCUACUCAAAAAAAUGUGUAUCUGGUUUAACUGAAAACAGUCUGUUGUGUGUACAUGUGUCAUUUGGUGCAGAUACUUUCAAGGUAACAUCCUAGGAGAUUAUUACUAAUAUAAAAUGUUAUAAACGAGAUGUGUAAAUGUCUUCGUGGUACCCUUGUUUGAAUGUACUAAUACAUGUAUGAGUAACUUUGUCUUGGUGCAAUAGACAGAGAAUUUUGUUGUAAAUACAUAGUAUUUUCAUUGUUUCUAAUGAUGGUGGUGUAGUAAGUGCACAGUGAGUACUGGAAGAAUCAGAACUGUCGGUGUCGUGCACAUCAUGCCCCCUCUUUCUCUCUCUCUCUCGACCGAACAGUUCUCUUUCUUUUCUUAAUGUUAAACAGGUAUUUUGUCGUGCACUUGUUAUUUCAUGAACCAGAGUUUUAUUUAUAACGCUUGUUUGCUCAGUUCUUUUAAGGCUUGGAUGAAAUACAAAGACCAUUUAAUAUUUGAUAAAUUUGUAAUGCCCGGAGCGUCACUUUAUUAUAAUGGAACAAUCUCAGACAACGUGAUAUCAAGGGGGAUGCUGUAUUGAAAUACUUUACUGUGUAUUAAUAAUAAUAAUGUGCGUUUAUAGGGCGUUUAAUCCAUUCAAUAUACACCUACUCGUAAAUAUCAAUGGCAACAAUUUUUUUUUGUACUUUGCCCCAUUAAGCAUGACUUUAUAAUUUGCAACUUUUAACAAGAAAGCCAAUCUGAUUUAAACACAGAUUUCCCAUUUGUUUCGUUUUUUAUAGUUCAAAAUUUUGUUUUACUUGUUUUCAUAACACUAGGAUCUGGAAGAGCUGUUAUAUAACGGGCGUUCUGCUUGAUGUGAGGUAUUAGCCAAUGAAACGGUCUGUUACGGCGAGUUCUUGGCGUGCUAGUUGAUUAAUCAAUGUCUGACGUCAUAGGGUCAAAAGCCGCUCGUAUGACCCCUGACGCGACCUCCCACUCCAAUUGGUUAGAUCUUCAUGUACAUACAUGUACAAUGUAGUAGAGGUCAUCGAAAGUAUAAAAAACGAAACGAAAUGUAGAUCUGUAUUUUAAUCAGAUUGCAAGAAAGUAAACGUAAUUAAAUUCAUAAUCAGUAACCCUAUACUCAGCUAAGUACUACAUGUAUCAAAAAUCCAAGCACUGGCCUACUUAAGAGUUUCCGUCUCAUUUCAUAAAAAGAAACUUAUAUCUCGGUAGUGAUGGGUUGCCAGAUAUUUCUCAAAUUACAUGUAUGUGUAGGCUACAGUCUAAUUUGAAUAUUCAUUAACUAAUCUCAUCAGUAGAAUACUAUUCGGAUACCGACCUUUGACAAUUUCCAAAGCGCUAAUGCCUUCAUCUUUGCUGGACGUUGCUAUUGCUGACUGGAGGUUAACGCCCGCUUCCAACUGUUACAAUAACCGGUUAAUAGACAUUUUCACGCCCAUACAAAACGAGCCAUCACUUCAACACGGUUUAAUACAUUGAAAAUAGCUGUGAUUGACACAUUCACAUGUUCAGCCAUACUAAAUAGUUUGAUGGUUGAGCUACAUUGUUUUCAGACGUCUCAUAAAACAAGUAAAUUUGGAAAUAAAUUCAGGGUUUGAAAUUAAUAUUACAUAGAUACUCAUUAUAUUAUUUCAUUAAUCGAAUUUUAUACACAAAAAAAAAGUUUUACAUCAGGACAAAAAACUACACAAAUUAUGUGAUAUAUUUUUGAAAAUGUCUUUUGGUAAUGUUUUAUUGAUUUAUUCAAUUAAUAUGGCGUCUUGUUUUUAGAAGACCAGAAAACAUCGGAAAUUACACAGGCAUUAAACAUGUCUAUUGCAGGUCUUUCUUUAGGCCUGAAAUGUUAUGCGAUAUUUAGUGGAUUCAAAUACGUUUUGUGCUGGAUAAGGUUACCGCAAAGAUGGAUAAUCGAGAAUUUGUUUAUUAUGGUAACAACGGUAUUAAUGAUAAUCGAGGCUAGCCUAUAAUUAUAUCGUCGAUUCCUUGGCUCAGAGGGGAGUAAUUUGACUGAAAUUUUCAAAAUAUUCUCUUUUUCUUAUCUAUUUUUAACCAUUAUAGCGAGAACUGACAGCUCUUUAUGUAAUCUUACCUAAUGCGGCUUUAAAAAUUAUUUAGAAAUAUUAUUUUGUGGGAUGAAUUACAAAAUAGGCGCCAUUCUAGCAGUCCUAUUAAAUUCUAAAUAUAUAUGUACAUGUAUGUCAAUUUCACUUAAGGCCACGAGUAAUUCACAAGGAAACAGUUUGGUAUACAAUGUAAAUCUUCAGCUAACGGUUCGUCCAAUCUGGAUAUUGAAACAGCGUUGUUUUUACGUAACAUUGCUUGCAAGGUAGCCUACAUGGGUUCAAAAUGCAGGACAUUUGACAACAACCCUGUGUAAUUUAAAACGUACGCAAGGCAGGUAAUUAGAUUACUAAGCAUAUGCCUAGGUUAUUGGGUACAUUUAAUUUAUCGUACCUAUCAUAGGGAAUACUCGAAUGAAUUAAAUUAUUUUAGGCCAAAGUCAUAUUGCCAAAUACGUUGGGAGGGGGAUCUCGGGCUAGUCUAUGGACCUCCUUUCUAUUUUCUAAAGUAAACAUCUGACUAAAGAUGUAUUGUGUAAGAUAUAGAUGUGUCUAUUCUUGAUAUAAUAGUUGAUUAUUAAUCAAAAAUGAAUAUAUUGAAGACUUCAUUCAAAUUACACUAUUCUAAACGAAGUUAUGGGCGUGUAUGAAAUGUUGAUAAUAUGCUCUCGAUUGUCAAUUAUCAUUGCUACAAUACAAAACAAAGUCUCGAUUGUCCAUUUUAUAAUUAAAUCAUUAAGUGCCGAAUAUGUUCAAAUCCAGUUAAUAUCUAAACCGUCCAGUGGCCUAAACAUUUGGUAAUCGUCUUUGGAUGUAUACUAAUGUCCAAAAGAAAGUAUACCGACUAAAAGUAUGACAAAGUUUUGUUUAAAUCCAAAAAAAAUGUGAUAAAACUACACUGAACAUGUCUCGUGCGUCCAAACUCAAUAUUUGUAAGCAAAUAAAAGGCAAAACAAAUGGACAUUGUACCCAAAUACCGCAUACAAUGGAAAACGACUUUGUUUGAAGCAGGACAAAAUGCACAGUGUAUACUUUCUUUUGGACAUUAGUAUAGAUAAAUGUUUAAAUAAUUUAUACAAUAGUUUAAGCUAGAAAUAAGACCUGCGAUAGGCAGAUUUAGCUCUUAUAUAAGGCAUCUUUAAUCAAUCGUCAUGCAAAUCAUUGAUACAAGUACGACGUUUGAUCGCAAUACUUACUGAAAAGGGGCUGUCAUGAGGGUCGGAUUAAAAUCGUGGACUAGAAUCUUGAAUAUGAGACGAGCGUGACUUUGAUAAUUGUCACAUUAGUAUAAUAUAGUGUUAUACGGGUGAAGUUUCAACUAGUAUAAUAAACCACGCCUAAGUUAUGUUACAUUUGGAGUAAAUGGGUCUUUUGGAUCAAAUAUCAAUUCAUAAAUACAGCUAUUCCUCUGGUUGUCAUAUUAAGGCACAUUUUGUUCAGCAUUUUGAUGUUCCAAACUCGUCACAUAAAGUAUUUCAUUGUAGCCAUUUCAUUGUCUAAUGUCUCGGCGAUUACAUUUGCCCAUUUUAAAGGCAGACUGGAUGAAUUAUACCCAAGCGAUAUCUUUUAAAUCUACAGUUCAUUGUCCAUGUAAAAUGGAAUCCUCCGGUAUCCGGUUAAUUUUAGGAAUAUACAGUAUCAAAAUAGUAUUGUAUAGGUCUAGAUGGGUGAUAUGUCUGCACAGAUGAAUGCUGUGUUUUUGUUUGUUUGUUCGAAUUGAUGGCUUUAGUUCUAGUUAUUAUAAUAUUACUUUAUCUUUAUUUGCCCUGUCACCCUUUCGCUAAUUCACCACCCUUGGUUCAAAGUCGGUUGUUUUACGAAUGAAUUCAUUAUAACAAUGAUGUCGACCAAAUCCGACAUUCAGUUCCAAUUCAAAAUCAGUUGAUUAUAAAUAUAAUAUUUAGUUUAAGUUUGUUUCAUUUAAAAGUUUAUUAGGCGAGCUGAGUUGUUAUAAAGAGUUCUGGUAGAUAUGCCUUUAUUGGAUUACGGUGAAUGCGCGAGGCUCAAUCUGAUUUAAACACAGAUCCUAUUUCGUUUCGUUUUUAUAGUUCAAAACUUCGUUUUACUUGUCUUUAGUGUAGGCCAUCGAAAGUAUAAAAAAACGAAACGAAAUAUAGAUCUGUAUUUUAAUCAGAUUGCGCGAGGCUAUAAAAACUUAUUAUUUACAGUAGCCCAAAAUGGAAAUAUCUUGGACUGUGAUUUUUGUCAAGUGGUGCCUAUAAUGAAUAGCCUAUUCUAAGUUUUACUGGGGGGUUGGAUGGCUGAAUGGUUAGCACGUGCACGCUACCUAUAUCAUAAAGUCUGUCAUUGAGUGAACUGGCGUGGUUUCGAUUCCCCCGGUUGUACGUGACAAGGAGUAGGGUCGCCUGUCCAACCUCGUGGGUUUUCUCCGGGCCCUCCGGUUUCCUCCCACUGCUAAAUAAAAUUAAAUCAUAUGAUAAUCCCGAAAUUACCUAGUUUGUGUCGAGUGGACGUUAAACCCCACCUCUCUCUCUCUCUCUCUCUCUCUCAAUUUUACUACAUUUCUUUGAGACUAGAAUCUCGUCCAUGUCACCCAUGACACACUUGAGAAAAGCAGGUAAAUAAUUUGUAGGCUACAUUUUAUUCCAAUGCUAUUCUCACAAUUCUGGUCAAAUUCCCAUUCACAAUUGUGUUUUUCAGAAGUAGCAAUGUAUUAUUGACAUCGCUCAAACCUGCUUAGUAAUGACAAAGUGCUCCAAACAUGAUCUAUAUGGCAACACUCGUGCAUGGACAAACACCGUAUGCAAUUUAGCAAUACAAUAAAGUCACAAUGACUUAAGAUUUCUGUUUCGUAAUCAUAAAUUAAGGAGGAGUGACCUCCCUUUCCAGGCUAUCGGGAAUGUCCAGUCGCUAAAUGGCCCAAAUUGAAUGCGAGUGGUGUGUUAUUAAGUCACGGAUGUUUCCAUUGCAAAAAUAUUCCAAGAUACACGUUCAAAAUAUUAGGCUACUAUAUAGAUAAACGCCUGCUGUUUUAAAUUUAGAGGCCUUACUGUUCUUCCUCUAAAUUGUGAAAACAGGAGGUGUUUAUCUCUUUAAAACAAUACAAUGAAAUUGUGCAUUAUUGAAUCUUAUUGUGUUAUAUUAUAUGAAAAUAUUAAUAAAUGGACCUAGAGUGGUUAUGAUUAUUAAUAUAUAUGAAAAUAUCUUGUUAAUUGUUGUCCUAUUAAUAAAAUGACAUUAUGU